Molecule: messenger RNA, 1775 nt
Organism: Arabidopsis arenosa
Lineage: Eukaryota; Viridiplantae; Streptophyta; Magnoliopsida; Brassicales; Brassicaceae
Source: the annotation of a GenBank genome assembly
UCUUCUUCUGGGUUAUCAUCAUCAAUGGAGUCCGAGUCCGACUCUUCAUCAAGCCCUAGCACCACCGAAGAAUCCGAUCGAUUCCUCGACGCACCUGACGAAUUUUACUACGAUUGCUUGCCGAUUCGUUCCAAUUCCCAUCGCCAGCAUUCGUCUCUCUUGCGGCGGCGAAAGUCGGCACAUCGCCGGGAUUUGAUUGAAACGGAGCCGUCUUCUUCUUCCGAUGGAUUUGAAGUCGGUGAGAAAUCGAGCUAUGUGGAAAAGAACGACGAGCUUAAGGGGGAUAUUGAAACAAGCGACGUAAUUGAAUCAACUAAGGACCCAAUUGUUCUAUCUUCAGAAAACGAGAACGAUUUAGAUGUAAUUAAUUCUUCUGGAGAGGAUAAAGGGGAAGAUAUGGAUGCAAUUGUUUCGGUUCAGGACCGGGUUGACCCGUUUCAGGAAGAAUCCACGGUGACCAUCGUGAGCGGCAAUGAUCGAGUAGACGACGACGACUAUGCGGGAUCGGUACCACAGCUUCGGGAACCACCUAAUACAACAGAGUGGUCUCUUCUUGGGUUUUUGGUUGGGCUAGUGAUCAAAGCAAUAGAAUUUCAAGUCAGUUUGAUGACAAGCUUACUCACAUUUCCUCCAUGGUUGCUCCGUUACUGUUUUCUCUUCUUUUUUGAUCCCUUUAGCACAAUUAGGUUUGGCAGACGCUUUCUAAUGGCAAGAGUUGCAGGGAUAAGUGAUAUGAUCUUUGGUACUAUGAAUCCGUUUAGGUUAAACGAUACCAAACAAAUGUUGAGUAUUGUGUGCAAGUUUGGAUGGGGUAUGUUUUGGGCUGUUUAUGUAGGCAUUGUGUUGUUUGGGUUGUUGGUUUCGUCCCUUAUGAUUGGUGGUUAUGUGAUUAACCGUAUAGCCGAUAAACCAUUUGAGGUCAAGGAGACCUUGAAUUUUGAUUACACCAAGAACAGUCCAGAAGCAUAUGUGCCCAUAACCUCGUGUGCUGGUGUUGAUUGUGAGGGAAGUUGCAAGGAAAGUAAUGAAAUGUCGAAGAUCAGGGGCUUGCGAGUUAUCCCUCGAGACCAGAAGUUAAAUAUCAUUCUUUCAAUGACAUUACCUGAGUCUGCGUACAAUAAAAAUCUCGGCAUGUUUCAGGUUCGGGUGGACUUCUUAUCUGCGGAUGGUCAAACGAUUGCUAGUAUAAGGCGUCCGUGCAUGCUAAGAUUCAGAAGCGAGCCUAUCCGUCUUGUUCAGACAUUCUUCAAAAUGGUUCCGUUAGUGACAGGAUAUGUCUCUGAGAUCCAAACUUUGAGCUUGAAGUUGAAAGGCUUUGUAGAAAAGGAAAUUCCCACUGCUUGCUUAAAGAUAAUUAUUGAACAACGGGCAGAAUUUCGACCCGGAGCAGGUAUUCCAGAGCUGUACGAUGCAUCCCUGUCGGUUGAAUCCGGUCUUCCCUUCUUCAGAAAAGUUAUAUGGAAAUGGCGGAAAACUUUGUUCGUCUGGAUCAGCAUGAGUCUGUUCAUUACAGAAUUGCUUUUCACGUUGGUUUGUUGCAGUCCUCUUAUCAUCCCAAGAAGACGACCUAGAGACAGUUCGCCUUCAAACCCGACUGGAGGUAGAUUAUGAAUCAACAGUUACUGUACAUCAUGUUUGUAACACUCUGACAAUGGUAUUUUCACUUCCUGUUAACUUUAGUUCCUUUGUCCAAAAAAAAAAAGUUAACUUUAGUUCCAAAGAGUUCUUUGAUUAAAUUGUAAAUUCGUGCUUACUAAUAAAAGUUAAAUCUUACA